Messenger RNA from Adineta ricciae, 1728 nucleotides. The record is from the annotation of a GenBank genome assembly. NCBI's taxonomy places the organism in Eukaryota, Metazoa, Rotifera, Eurotatoria, Adinetida, Adinetidae.
AUGUACCGUUUUACAAAAACUAUUUCGCGAACAACAUCGCCGCUCAUUCAACAUGUCGUCAGACGUUCAUUGGCAAAAGACAUCAAAUUCGGCACGGAUGCUCGAGUAUUGAUGCUUCAAGGUGUUGACAUUCUCGCCGAUGCUGUGGCCGUUACUAUGGGUCCUAAGGGUCGAAAUGUCAUUCUGGAGCAAAGUUGGGGUGCUCCCAAGAUCACCAAGGAUGGUGUCACUGUUGCGAAAGGAAUCGAAUUGAAGGAUAAAUUUCAAAAUAUUGGUGCUAAACUUGUUCAAGAUGUAGCUAACAAUACCAACGAAGAAGCUGGUGAUGGUACAACAUCUGCAACUAUUCUUGCUCGUGCUAUUGCGAAGGAAGGUUUCGACAAAAUCUCUCGUGGUGCUAAUCCAAUCGAAGUUCGUCGUGGCAUUAUGCUUGCUGUAUCAACUGUCGUCGCCGAAUUAAAACGUAUGUCAAAGACAGUCACUACACCAGAAGAAAUUGCUCAAGUUGCAACGAUCUCCGCUAAUGGCGAUGUAUCCAUUGGAGAUAUUAUUUCCAAUGCAAUGAAGAAAGUCGGUAAAGAUGGUGUGAUCACAGUUAAGGAUGGUAAAACUUUGAUGGACGAAUUAGAAGUUAUCGAAGGCAUGAAAUUCGAUCGUGGUUAUAUUUCGCCUUAUUUCAUCAACACAACCAAAGGUGCGAAAUGUGAAUAUCAAGAUGCUUUUCUUCUCUUGAGUGAAAAGAAGAUCUCAUCUGUCCAAGAACUCAUUCCAGCAUUAGAAUUAGCAAAUAGUCAACGAAAACCACUAUUGAUCAUUGCUGAAGAUAUCGAUGGUGAAGCAUUGACUACGCUUGUUAUCAACAGAUUGAAAGUUGGUCUUCAAGUAUGCGCAAUUAAAGCACCAGGCUUCGGUGAUAAUCGUAAGAAUACUUUACGCGAUAUUGCCAUUGCUUGUGGUGGAACUGUGUUCGGCGAUGAAGCUAAUCUACAUAAACUUGACGAAAUAACAGCUCAAGAUUUUGGUCGUAUCGGCGAAGUUAUUAUAACUAAAGACGAUACGUUGUUGAUGCGCGGUAAAGGCGAUCCAUCUGCUGUUGAGCAACGCGUGAACUCAUUGAAAGAAGAAAUUGCUGAUACAAAUUCGGAAUAUGAAAAAGAAAAAUUACAAGAACGUUUAGCUAAAUUAUCCAAUGGUAUUGCAGUUUUGAAAGUUGGCGGUGGUAGUGAAGUCGAAGUGAAUGAAAAGAAAGAUCGUAUAACUGACGCUUUAAACGCUACACGUGCUGCCGUUGAAGAAGGUAUUGUACCUGGCGGCGGUGUCGCACUUUUGCGCUGCCUCAAAGUAUUGGAAAAAGAUGCCGGAGCACUCAACGAAGAUCAAAAAAUUGGUAUUGACAUCGUUCGUAAAGCACUUCGUAUGCCAUGUGCAACUAUUGCUAAAAAUGCUGGUAAAGACGGCAGUGUUAUUGUCGAAAAAGUACUUAUGUCACCCUUCGAAAUCGGUUAUGACGCACAACGAGACGAAUUUGUCGAUAUGGUAAAAACUGGUAUUAUUGAUCCAACUAAAGUCGUUCGAUCAGCUUUACAAGAUGCUAGUGGUGUUGCAUCAUUAUUAACGACAGCAGAAGCUGUUGUUGUCGAAGCACCUAAACCCGAAAAAGAUGCUGCUGCUGCUGCUGGAGCUGGCAUGGGCGGCAUGGGCGGUGGAAUGGGAGGAAUGGGCUUUUAA